UAUGGAAAUUGUUAAUCAGCCUGGUACUGCACUUGUAUUGGAGCCGGGUGGACUUGAUGCACCUUCUAUAGGAAAUAAUAAUGUAGAGGAGAUACAGUGCCAAGAGAAUAUUAAUGGAGAAAAUCAAAAUGUUGUAAUUUCAACUAAUCCUGAACAACAACGUGAGGCUGAUGAAGAAACUAUACAAAUUGAUGAGGAAGAAGAUGAGGCCCGUAGCCGUGUUAUUGUUCAUAGACGAGUAACUAGAGGCGGUGGAUUUUUUUCUCGCCGUAAAGAUAAUAUAAUAGCAACAAAUAAUGAAGAAAAAAUUAUUGAAAGACAAAAUGGUAAAAGUAAUAUUGAAUGGCAACCAUCAGCAACAAAUGUAAAACCUGGAUAUUCGAGUUUUAAAAGUGGUAUAAUUAAAUUAACACCGGAAAGCUUGAAAUGUAAAUUGUAUUGCAGGUAA
Meloidogyne enterolobii is the source of this 448-nucleotide messenger RNA. The record is from the annotation of a GenBank genome assembly. NCBI's taxonomy places the organism in Eukaryota, Metazoa, Nematoda, Chromadorea, Rhabditida, Meloidogynidae.